AUGAACUAUAUAAUUAAUAAAUGUUUGUACAAUAUCUUUGCUUUAGACAUAACCACAACAACAGCAAAAACUGAAGCCUCUACAGUUAUUUCUGUCUAUUGGUCUCUUGAUGGUGUGACAUCAGAUUCAUCGAACACUUAUAAUGGUAUAUUAAUAAGCAGUGCAUCGUAUUUUUCAACAGCAAACAAUCAGCCCUUUGUUGGUUACGGUCAAGGACUCAAUUUAUCAUCAUCAUCAAGUCAAUAUAUGAGCGUUUCAAGUCCAUUUCUUGACCUUACCUAUAGAAGUUUUACAAUUGAAGCAUGGAUUUUUUCGACAACAGUUUAUUCUGGUGAUUAUGGUAUAUUUGGUCAAUGUCAAUGCACGACAUGUUCUAAUCAAUGUUUAUAUUUUCUUGUUCGCGGAGGUCAUUUAUUUGCUAGUUUUACACACAAUGAUAUAAGUGGUUCGCAAACUCUUACCAAUAAUCUUUGGUAUUAUGUUACUUUUGUUUACAAUUAUAAUACAAAACAACAAAUUUUGUAUGUUAAUGGAAUACAAGAUACGAUUAAAUCAGAUGCUAGUGUUUAUCAAGGAACUAAUGGAACAAUUGAUGUUGGUUCAACACUAGUUCUUUCAAUAAGAAAUUAUUUUAAUGGUUAUAUUGAUAAUGUACAAAUAACUACACGUGCAAAAUCUUCUGAUGAAAUUCUUACUGCUGCCACAUUAGCUGGUUAUUUUUCAUUUGAUGUACCUUCUCCAUAUAAUGAUUAUGGUCCAAAUGGUGUUAAUGGAACACAAAAUAAUACAGUAAUAGUUUCUGGUCGUGUUAAUCAAGCAAUACGAUUCACUGGUUCCUUGUCUUAUUUUUAUGCAUAUGGUUUUUUUCAAGCUGCUUAUGGAGUUUAUGCGAGUAAAUCAUUUUCAGUUUCUUUAUGGAUAAAUCCAACAGCACUUACUGCUUCUACUAUAGUUCAAUUUUCUUAUAAUCUAACAACUUUUCGAUGUCACAAUCUAAUUGGUAUUUUUUCAAACUACGGUACAACGGGACAAAUUAUUGUGCAAGGAAUGUAUUGGCCAAUUAUAGUGGGUCCUUAUAUAACCACAAAUACUUGGACACAUAUUUCAGUGACAUAUAGUUUCACAAAUGGGCUUAGUUUAUAUGUAAAUGGAGUCUAUAUUGGCCAUACUGGUAGUUUUACAUUUUCUAAUUCUGGUUAUAUAACAUAUUUACAAUUGGGAUUUAUGUAUACUUGCUCAUCAGCUAGUAUUUCAAAUACUGGUUAUCAAGGUUUGGUGGAUGAAGUAUAUGUACAUAGUCGUGAACUUACACAAGCUGAUGUUACGGCUCUUGCUAAUGCAUAA
Messenger RNA from Rotaria sp. Silwood2, 1344 nucleotides. NCBI's taxonomy places the organism in Eukaryota, Metazoa, Rotifera, Eurotatoria, Philodinida, Philodinidae. The record is from the annotation of a GenBank genome assembly.